Messenger RNA from Caenorhabditis briggsae, 3390 nucleotides. It is a transcript of the gene Cbr-dsh-1, whose product is annotated as Protein CBR-DSH-1. Gene Ontology annotation, cellular component: cytosol. The record is from RefSeq and is a predicted model, not a curated record. Lineage: Eukaryota; Metazoa; Nematoda; Chromadorea; Rhabditida; Rhabditidae. Gene Ontology annotation, biological process: intracellular signal transduction; canonical Wnt signaling pathway. Gene Ontology annotation, molecular function: frizzled binding. The coding region runs from base 1 to 3390 and encodes 1129 amino acids. The transcript is spliced from 12 exons.
AUGGCAGAGUCUCCACCUCGGGUGGACUCGUCAGCUCCAGACGUCGGGGAUCCGACGUCAAUGAUGGAGAGACUUCGUUUAGGGGAUGACGGAGGAAAGGAUGAUGAAUUUGACAAUAAGUCAGUUUCUUCUGCUCAAUACUCUCAAGCAUCAGAGGCAACGACAGCUGUCAAACAACAACCGUUUUUGCAUACGAUGACCAAAGUAUACUGUCACAUUGACGACGAAACAGAUCCCUACAUGCUCGAAGUGCACGUACCACCGGAUCUUAUCACUUUGGGAGAUUUGAAACGAGUAUUAAUGAGAACAAACUUUAAAUACUACAGAAAAGCAUUGGAUCCGGACUCUGGAUAUGAAGUGAAAGCUGAAAUUCGAGAUGAUUCUCAACGACUAACGCCUUCUUCGAAUAAUCUGUUUGAACUAUUUUUAUUAACAAUCGAAGGAUCAACUCAUUCGGAUGGAAGCAGUGGGAAAAUGAGAAAAUAUCCAUCAGUACCAGGACCAGCACCAUCCAAUAGAAGUGGACCACCAAUGAAUUAUCAACAUGCUGCUUAUCAAUUUGAUAAUUCUAUGAUGAGCACAGAUUCUGAGUCAAUGAUAUCUGCUGCCAUACCUGGAUAUCUCAAAAGUGCUGCCUAUAAUCGACGGUUUCCGCAGCAUUAUCUAGCAAUGAGUAUCAAGUUAGGAGUUGCUCGAGAACGAGCCAUUCCGGCUAGUUCGAAUACACCAUCCACAUCAUCAAUGACGACUUCAUCCGAUGUCCUCCGUUCACUUUUAUUUACUGCAAAAGAACGAAAAGUGCUCUCAACAUACACAGCUCCACCUUCACAUCGAAAUCAUUCCCCGGGAGUUGUUUCCCAAUUAAUCAACAAAAUCGAACAGAAGGCGUCACCACCCACGACGUCUUCUAGAACGAAGAAAAAGAAGAAGGCUCCUCCACUUGCUCAAAUUGAUGAUUUAGACUUAAUCGAAGAUGAAAAGACUGUUGUGGAAGUUGCCAAAAGUCCCAGAAGAAAAAAGUAUACAGGAAAUCCUCUGGGUAACCUGAAAAUCCUAAAUGGCUUUUUACCAUCCAGCAAAACCACCGAUGAUAAAGAAAAUGACUCCGUUCCAAGUACUGGAAAGAAACUCAAAAAGAGCAAGAGCAAGAGUAGAGUUGAGCCAGAAACCGAUCCACCAUUCCGAUUAAAACGAACUCUGACGGAUUUAACUAACAACCAUACACCUUCUGGAUCCACGUGGCGCCAAAUGGUCUCAAAUGCUCUAGGAGGUCCACUCAAAAAACGUCUGAGUGAAGGUGCUCUGUUCUUCCCCGGAACCAGCAAAGCAGCAGAUGAUUGUGUCGACGAAGAGGGGGGUAAUACGAAGACGAAAACGAAGAGCCCAUUUUUACAACGACGGAAACAAAACGAAAAAAGUGCAGGAGGCGCCAACAGAAAAGAGUCCGGUGGUUCCGCCUCCUCGUCGUUUUUUGGAGCUCUUAUCAGAUUAUCUCACUCGGCUGCAAGUUUAACCUCGUUAACUUCACUUGGUGGUUCAAGAUCGAAUUCUGCAUCACCGUCAAGUUCUCGAUCCAACACAAAAGAAUUCAAAGAGGAACUGAAACCACCUCAACCACCACCACCAGAUCUUAUUUCUCCAGCUGCUGCCCUUUCAAAACCUAUAUUUUCACUUGCUCCUCCAUCCUCUCCUGUUUCUUUGACGCCUCCAUCCAGGGAGCUUCGGAAAUCCAAAACGUGUCAAAUCACCACCGAUCGUCCUCCAAUUAUUCCUAGUAUUACCAUUUCUGAAAGUCGAAGUCUGAAUCGAAUUGAUCGUUGUCGUCCGGUUACUGUCGAUGGAAGCAAUCUUACUCCGGAUCGUCGUCCAUUAGUCUCCAGAAGAAGCACGAUGAGUCGGACAAUGUCUCUGAUUCCGACUAGUCCUUCACUUCCCCCUCUAUAUGAAGAAGAAAUGGCAAGUACGGCGGCAAUGGUAGAUGAGGAAAGAGAGGAAAAAACUCAAAAACGGAGGAUGAGGAGGUAUGGAGGAUCCAACACGACAAGUACAUAUCAAGGAAGAAAGGAUGCUGCUCCAGAUGCAUCACCACGAAGGCAUCUCAUUGGUUUCUUACAUAGAACAUCACAUUUAUCAUUGACUUCUGAAUUGAGUGCAGACGCUUCAUUUUAUUUGAUUGGCCAUCGAAGGCAUCUCGAAGAAUCGACAAUUGGUUCAGAAUCCGAUGCGAGAGUAUUUUCAGAUGACGAUGAUAGAGGGUCCACAACAACCGACUUCACAUCCGUCUCCCGACAACAUGAAAAAAUGGCAAAGAAGAAAAAGAACAAGAGAAACUUUAGGAAGCCAUCGAGGGCUUCUUCCUUUUCCAGCAUCACAGAAUCCUCAAUGAGCCUUGAUGUGAUCACUGUAAAUCUGAACAUGGAUACUGUCAACUUUCUGGGAAUCUCAAUCGUCGGUCAAACAUCGAAUUGUGGAGAUAAUGGAAUCUAUGUAGCAAAUAUUAUGAAAGGAGGAGCAGUGGCAUUGGAUGGAAGGAUUGAAGCUGGAGAUAUGAUUUUACAAGUCAACGAAACGAGUUUCGAAAAUUUUACCAACGAUCAAGCUGUGGAUGUGUUAAGAGAAGCUGUCAGCCGUCGUGGUCCAAUCAAAUUGACGGUUGCCAAAAGUUUUGAGAAUGGUCAGAGCUGUUUCACGAUACCCCGGAACAGUAGAGAAGAGCCAGUGAGGCCAAUCGAUACACAAGCUUGGAUUCAGCAUACAAAUGCUAUGAGAGGAAUGCCGAGUAUUGUAGAAGAAAGCGCCCCAACUCCAAUUCCAGGUGAAUGGCCACAUGGACGUCCUCCAAGUAGCUCCACGGUCACUUCAAACGGAUCAAAUGGUCAGAAUACUGUCGUUGGAAAUGGAGCUCAUAUUCAUCUUGAUAUCCAUACUGAUAAGAAAAAGGUUGUUGAGAUAAUGGCUAUGCCAGGAUCAGGACUUGACAUCAAAAAUCGAACAUGGCUCAAAAUCCCAAUACCUAUGUCUUUCCUUGGGUCCGAUUUGGUCGAAUGGCUAUUGGAUCGAAUCGAGGGACUCCGAGAGCGGAAGACAGCUAGAAACUAUGCAGCGGACUUGCUGAAAUUGAAAUAUAUUGCACACGUGGUGAACAAAGUCACAUUCACUGAGCAGUGUUACUAUGUGCUGGGAGACGAGUGUGCUGACUAUGCCCGAUUCCGAAAUGAAGAUGGUGGUCCAAAAUAUCAAUGGACGAUGGGAAUGAAUGGAAUGUCUGCUGGAAAUGGUAGUUCUGUGAUGCUUCCACCACCACAAUUCCCUGGAGCAGUACCAUUUAAAGGAAUGGCUCCAUCAAUGGUGAGCGACGGCGAAUCGCGCAUGUAUGUUAUGCACAUCUGA